UUGUUUUGUGUGCUGAAUACAAGAAGAAAAAAAGUAUUUUUGCUGCUGCCGUUGGUGACCGACGUCGAAGAAUCAUAUUUUUCUUCUGAUUAGCAAAUAAAAUAUAAAAAUUAAACACAACUUCAUAGAUUAUAUUAAGUAUAAACUAUAUUAAAUAAAUCUACAGAAAAUGGGACGUAAAAAGAAGAAGGCUUCGAAACCCUGGUGCUGGUAUUGCAACCGUGAGUUUGAUGAUGAGAAAAUUUUGGUGCAACAUCAAAAGGCGAAGCACUUUAAAUGUCAUAUAUGCCACAAAAAAUUGUAUACAGGUCCCGGCUUAUCCAUACAUUGCAUGCAGGUGCACAAGGAGACCGUAGACAAAGUGCCAAAUUCAUUGCCAAAUCGUUCAAAUAUUGAAAUUGAAAUAUUUGGUAUGGACGGUAUACCCGCUGAUGAUGUGCGUGAGCAUGAAAGACAAAAGAAUGGCGGAAAAUCCGAUUCGGAUGAUGAUGAACCACAAGCAAAGAAAAAAGUUGAAAUACCACUUACGGCUCCACCGCCUCCUAUGAUGAUGCCGCCUAAUAUGAUCCCUCCUCAUAUGAUGGGUCAGUAUGCUCAAUACGGCAUGAUGCCGCAUAUGGCAAUGCCACCAUUUAUGGGACCUGGUGGUAUACACAUGAUGCCUCCGCAUAUGAUGCCACCACGACCACUAUUUCCCGCAGCCAUGGCAACUACCUCGGCGGCUGCAGCAGCAGCGGCUCAUGUGGCAGCUUCUGCCCAUGCAGCUGCCGCUCAGCAGAAACCAACGUUCCCUGCAUACAGCAAUGCUACCAUAAGUGCACCACCCACAACAAAUAAUCCAAAUGCAGCUGCUCCUUCAUCUACCACCGCCUCAGCAGCAGGCACAUCAUCUACAACGUCAGAUGCCACCAGUACCACAAACAAAAAUCAAGUGGUAACAAAUGCUAGUGGUGUUACAUCGAAAAUUAUGCAUCCUCCGGAAGAUUUGAGUUUAGAAGAAAUAAAAGCCCGCAAAAUUCAACAUAGAUUAAGUGCAAGUGGUGGCGCCUCCGUAUCGAGGUCAUCCUCUACCUCAACGCCUAAUACAAGCAGUCAUGGUACGAGUAUUUACUCAUCAGCCGCAACCACAGCAUCAUCAACGUCUUCCACGACGACAUCGCAAGCCGCAUCAGCUGCUGCUACUGCAGCGGCCAUAUCAAAGGCACAGGAAGCUGCUACUAUGGUUGCUGUGGCUCAGGCUCAGGCCCAGGCUCAAGCUCAGGCCCAAGCGCAAGCUCAAGCCCAGGCUCAAGCUCAGGCCCAAGCGCAAGCACAAGCUCAGGCUCAAGUUCAAGCACAAGUACAAGCUGCCCAGGUUCAGGCACAAGUUGCUCAUGCCCAAGCCCAAGUUGUUCAGGCGGUUGCCGCUCAACAACAGCAACACCAAAAACAACUACAAGAUCUCAAUCGUGCUGUCAUGAUACAACGCAUGCAGGCCCAAGCAGCCGUUGAUGCUGCUGUCGCUGCUCAUGUUGCUCGUCCCGCUGGCCCAGCUGCUGCAGCAGUUGGUAUGAUGCAAUUACCCGGUCAAAUGCAAUUAGUACAACCCAUGAUGCGACCUGCAAUGGCAAUUGCAGCCCAUCAUCAUCCCCAUCAUCCUGCUUUACUCGGUGGUAAUUUAUUAAGAGCACCCUCAGGUAUACCAGGAAUGCCAGCAGGUCUUUUAGGUCCUAUGCAAGCAAUACCUAUGGCCGGAAUGCCAGGUGCAAUACCCGGUAUGGGGGUAAUGUUGCCAGGAAAUCAUAUGUUACAAAUGAUGCCUCGUUUUCGGUGAUCAUAUCCUACAGGCCAACUAUGUCUAGCGCCCGUUGCAAACGUGCCUAUGUCAUCAAUCCUCUAUCGCGACUACAAAAAUUAAUUCAAAUCAAAGCACUACCGGACAACAGCAAUGUUAACACUAUUAACCACUUCCCUUAAGCAACGUUUACCAGAUGUAUGCUCACGUUUUAGCUGACAGGAAGCCAACGCAAGUAAAAAAAAACUAAAACGUAGUUAUAUUCUAACUUCAAUUAGCCACAACCAUUGUAUAGCACGCCUCAUUAAUAUGCUGAGUAAUUAAAUUAAAAAAAAUAGGCCAAUUCAAACUAAACUUAAACAAACCAAAAAACAGUUCAGAUUAGACCAGACUAAACCAUCCUCCACAUCAGUCUAAACCAUAUAGAAAUUUCUAUAUAAACCACGUAUAGGAGUUUCUACUACAACAAGCAAGUUUUGAAAAAAAUCUUUUUUCUUUUAAAAUUUAUGCAAUAAUUUUGUAUUGUUUAUAAUUUUUUCUCUUAAUGUUAGUUAUUUCUUCUUUAUACAUAUACAUAUAUAUUUUAACUUAUAACAAUUUAUAUUUUUCAUUUCAUCUUUUGUUUUUUUUUUUUUUUGGCAAGUUUCUCUUAAGAAGCCAACAUUGUUUUUACUGCAAACAAAAGAAAAAAAGGCUGAUUUCUUAUUAGCAAAAACUUCUUAAAGUUUGAACAAAAAAAUGAACACACCCAAACAUUAAAACGUUAGUAUUAUAAUUAAAAGAAAUAUAUAAUAUACAAAAAAACAGAAAUCAAAAUGAAAGGGUAAAUAUUAAACUUAAUAUUAUAAACGUUUGCAAUAUAAAAAUAAUUUAAUUACUUACAUUAUUACAUUUACUACAAUAAUAAGGAUAAGGGUGAUUGAUAUAUGCCAAAUUUAUUUAUCUACUACAAACACAUAUUAUUAUAAACAAUAUUCAAUAUUUAUGUUUGAUAUUUUCAUUAUUUUGUUCUUUAAUAUUUCAUUUUUGAAAAUUUAUAACAUCUGGCUUACCGCCACACAUACAUACAUAUUUCUUCAUCUUUGUUUGUAUAUUCUCUUAUUGUUAAUAUAUAAUAGUCUAUAUAUUGAACUCUAUAUUGUGUAUACAUUAAAGAGUCCUCUCAUAUUAAGUACUAACUAAACCCCCCACCCCCCUCAAUCACAAAUCAUAAUUUCUUUAAUGCUGUACAGUUCACACUAAUAACCAACCAUACACCUCCUUCGCCUAUCUACUUUACUCAUCACCAUUGUCUGUAACUCCCUUUUUUUAACAUUAAUUUCCAUUUGGUUUAUUUUAUAAAGCUUUUUUUGGUUUAAUUUCCUUUUAGUAAUGUUAAUUUUUCUAUCUCUUUUAUUAAACCUUCUUUUGUAUUUGUGUGUUGUUUCACUCUUUAUUUUUUUAGUUUUUGUAUUGUAAAUUUGUUUUAUGCCACAUAUUUCCCCGUAUUUUUCUGAAAUAAUAAAUAAAUAAUAUAGCUUUAUGU
Messenger RNA from Lucilia sericata (common green bottle fly), 3299 nucleotides. It is a transcript of the gene BuGZ, whose product is annotated as BUB3-interacting and GLEBS motif-containing protein ZNF207. Gene Ontology annotation, molecular function: DNA binding. The transcript is spliced from 7 exons. Bases 170 to 1813 code for a protein of 547 amino acids. Lineage: Eukaryota; Metazoa; Arthropoda; Insecta; Diptera; Calliphoridae. The record is from RefSeq and is a predicted model, not a curated record. Gene Ontology annotation, cellular component: nucleus.